This is a messenger RNA of Nothoprocta perdicaria, 1058 nucleotides long. It is a transcript of the gene UPK3A, whose product is annotated as uroplakin 3A. The record is from RefSeq and is a predicted model, not a curated record. NCBI's taxonomy places the organism in Eukaryota, Metazoa, Chordata, Aves, Tinamiformes, Tinamidae. The transcript has 6 exons. The coding region runs from base 1 to 810 and encodes 269 amino acids.
AUGAGGGGCGAUUGGGUUGGUUUAGCCUUUUGCUUCCUUGGGCAGCUAUAUGCAGAUCAGAGCCUGAGCCCUCAGCUUGCUGGACCUCAGCUUGCAGCCCCGCAGCUUGCCACGAGCAAUCCCACCCUUACUACAGUUGCUCUAGAGAAACCUUUCUGUACAUUUGACAGCUCCCUAAGUCCAAAUAAAUCUUACAGCAUCUACUUGUAUGCAAUGAUGGAGUCAGCCAGCGCAGGAAGCUCCCUGGUGACUGCCCAAGGGGGAAGGCCGCUCAACAGCACGGUCCAGCAGACGAGCGGGGGCCRCCUGGGACCCUACAGGGCUGCCGUGUUCGGGGUGCCCAACUGCGCGGCGCCCCCAAACCCUGCAGACGCCGGCGAUGUCAACAAGGUGGCCGAUGUCCUGAAGCGGCGCCUCGUCAGAGUCGGGGGUGAUGGGACCUGCCUGCAUGACCCCAACUUCCGAGAGGUCUGUAACCCGCCUCUCGCGCCAGAUACAACGUACAGAUUUAAAUAUACAUUAGUAGAUAACACUGACGGUAUCGUGAAAGACCAGACUCUCUGGUCUGAUCCUAUCAGAACCAGACGAGUUAAACUUCCCAUGAAAAUUGACACCUGGCCUGGUCGAAGGAGUGGAGGCAUGAUUGUCAUUACAUCAAUCCUGAGUGUUUUUCUGUUCCUUCUGCUUUCUGGCUUCCUCGCUUCUGUGUUCUCUACUGUCAAGGGAUUAGAAGAUUCUUCUGUGGAGACCAGGCAUGUGUCCCAGACUGUGCAACAAGGGGAACCGAGGCUGCAGGAGAGCUGUGAGUGAACAAGCCUGGUUCAAGGCAAGGAUGGAAACACAGCAGAAUCACUGCACGUGCUACACCUCAAGGAUCUUCUCUACUCAACACUGGUUCAAAACAAACUACAAUAAGGGCAACUGGAGAUGAAAGGCACAGAAAACAUAGGAAACGCUUUUUUUUCUGAAGUUUUCUGAAAUACGUGAUAUUCUGUCUUAACCUAAUGAAUCUUCAUUUGUUAAUUGCCUUGCAUAUGAARUGCCUGGACUAAACAAGG